AUGGUCUCCGUUCCCAAUGGCACUGCCCCCAAGGGCACCUUCCUCUUCACCUCCGAGUCGGUCGGUGAGGGUCACCCCGACAAGAUUGCCGACCAGGUUUCGGACGCCAUUCUCGAUGCCUGCCUUGCCGAGGACCCGCUCUCCAAGGUUGCCUGCGAGACCGCCACCAAGACUGGUAUGAUCAUGGUCUUCGGUGAGAUUACCACCAAGGCCCACCUCGACUACCAGAAGAUCAUCCGUGGCGCCAUCAAGGACAUCGGCUACGAUGACUCCGCCAAGGGUUUUGACUACAAGACCUGCAACGUCCUUGUCGCCAUUGAGCAGCAGUCCCCCGAUAUCGCUCAGGGUCUCCACUACGAGCAGGCUCUUGAGCAGCUCGGCGCUGGUGACCAGGGUAUCAUGUUCGGUUAUGCCACCGACGAGACCCCCGAGAUGCUUCCCCUCACUGUCCUUCUGUCGCACAAGCUCAACUCCGCCAUGAAGGAGGCCCGCAACAGCGGCGAGCUUCCCUGGCUCCGUCCCGACACCAAGACCCAGGUCACCGUCGAGUACGAGCACGACGGCGGUGCCGUUAUCCCCAAGCGCGUCGACACCGUUGUCGUCUCCGCUCAGCACUCCGAGGACAUCACCACCGAGGAGCUCCGCAAGGAGAUCAAGGAGAAGAUCAUCAAGAAGGUCAUUCCCGCUCACCUUCUCGAUGACAAGACCGUCUACCACAUCCAGCCCUCUGGCCUCUUCAUCAUCGGUGGUCCCCAGGGUGACGCCGGUCUGACUGGCCGUAAGAUCAUCGUCGACACCUACGGUGGCUGGGGUGCCCACGGUGGUGGUGCCUUCUCCGGCAAGGACUACUCCAAGGUCGACCGCUCGGCCGCCUACCUGGCCCGCUGGAUCGCCAAGUCCCUCCUCAAGGCCGGCCUCGCCCGCCGUGCCCUCGUCCAGCUCUCGUACGCCAUUGGUGUCGCUGAGCCCCUCUCCCUGUUCGUUGAGACCUACGGCACCUCUGACAAGACCUCGGAUGAGCUCGUCGAGAUCAUCCGCAACAACUUCGACAUGAGGCCCGGUGUCAUCGUCAAGGAGCUCAACCUUACCAACCCCAUCUACAACCGCACCGCCAAGAACGGUCACUUCACCGACCAGACCUUCACCUGGGAGCAGCCCAAGGAGCUCAAGUUCUAA
Lasiodiplodia theobromae is the source of this 1176-nucleotide messenger RNA. Its product is annotated as S-adenosylmethionine synthetase. The record is from RefSeq and is a predicted model, not a curated record. Gene Ontology annotation, biological process: S-adenosylmethionine biosynthetic process. The transcript is spliced from 3 exons. Gene Ontology annotation, molecular function: methionine adenosyltransferase activity; ATP binding. Bases 1 to 1176 code for a protein of 391 amino acids. Lineage: Eukaryota; Fungi; Ascomycota; Dothideomycetes; Botryosphaeriales; Botryosphaeriaceae. Gene Ontology annotation, cellular component: cytosol.